UUUGACUAUGAUUUCUUUGUUAGAACGCUUUUGGGUUGUCUCUUGUGGAUAAAGUAAAAACGGUGGCUCGGCGAGUUGCGGCGUCCUCCGCCAAAAGCGUUGCGCUUUUCCGAGGGCAGGGCGGCCUUAAAAGAAACCACUUCGCCUCCCUCCACCGGCAGCCUCCAGCUCACCGGCUUCGCUCCAGUCGGGAAGAGAGAGAGAGUGAGAGAGGAGAGAGAGAGAGAGAAAAAAAAAACACCGUCCAAGAGCCGAAUCGCUGGAAAGUGGCUGCUGCUGCCGCCGCCGCCGCGGGCACGUGCAGCAGCCGCACUCGUGAACCUGUAGCCGGGAAGCUUGGACCAGCCGCCUUUCGUCUGCGGGAGACGCCGCUGCUUUGAUACGCUGGCUGAUCCUCCGCCGGCACUUGCUCGGAGGUUCUCGAAGAUCUUCAAGACUGGCUUCAGAAGCAAACCGACUGCAUUGAUUUCCCUCAGAUUUAUUUGAUUCAAUAUUUGAAGAGACUCAACUGCUAACUGAAAUGAAGGAGAUUUCUUCUAUCUCUAAACAAGGUACAGCUUCUACUUGACAGGAAUGUGGAAGGCAGGCUGCAAAGAAGUUGCUAAAUAUACAUACUCAGCACUUGAAGGAAUUCUCAGGGAACCUCAAAUCCCAGCUGAUUCCAAGAAAGCCAAGGGACUAGGGAUCUGCCAGCCUCUUCCUGUUCCUCAGAGCAAUUGGUGUCAAGGCAUGCCCUCUGCUGCGACGGAUUACUGGUAGGGAAAUGCCCAAUCAGUGGAAGUUCUCUGCAGCAUGCUGAGGAGACGUAACCUUCUCACCACACUUCUGAUUGCUUUGCCAUGGGGUCUUCUCCUAACUUUGUGGCAUCAGUAUCCAACCACCCGCUAUCUAAGCCUUCUAAGAAAGGAAACAGAUGAAAAUGGCACAGCCAAGUCACUUUUCAAUGGGACGUCACUAGCGAGGGAGGAUGGGCUUGCAUCAUGCACUCGGCAGCCAGCCAUUGGGACAGCUCCCAAAAUAAUCCGGAACUAUGUGUACUCCAGGCCUCCCCCAUGGUCAGACACAUUGCCUGCCAUAUUUGUGAUCACACCUACCUAUACUCGACCAGUACAGAAGGCUGAGCUUACCCGACUGGCGAAUACUUUCCUUCAUGUACAGAACCUCCACUGGGUAGUAGUGGAAGACUCUCCUAGAAGAACCAACCUGGUGUCCAAUCUACUGGAGAAAGCAGGGAUUCAUUUUACUCAUCUGAAUAUUGAGACUCCUAAGAGUCUGAAAGUAGGUUUGUCCUGGAUUCCAUCUUACACUCCCAGGGGCACAUUCCAGAGGAAUCUUGGACUGCAUUGGCUUAGAGAAAGUUUUAGCUCCACCCCAGUACCUGAAGGUGUAGUAUACUUUGCAGAUGAUGAUAACACCUAUAGCCUGGAGCUAUUUGAAGAGAUGCGCUACACAAAGAAGGUCUCUGUCUGGCCAGUUGCUUUUGUUGGUGGUCUCAGGUACGAAUCCCCCAAAGUGAGUCCAGCAGGCAAAGUUGUAGGUUGGAAGACUGUGUUUGAUCCUAACCGGCCUUUUGCCAUUGACAUGGCCGGCUUUGCCAUCAGCAUAAAAUUGAUUUUGGAGAAACCACAGGCCAGUUUCAAGUUGGAUGGCGUGAAAGGAGGCUACCAAGAAACUAGUUUAUUAAAGGAUCUGGUGACAGUGGAUGGACUGGAACCUAAAGCUGCCAACUGCACAAAGGUUUUGGUCUGGCACACAAGGACUGAAAGGCCAACACUAGUUAAUGAAGGCAAACGUGGAUUCACAGACCUAAGGGUAGAAGUGUAGAUAACUUGGUUUUUUUUGCUAUAGCAACUUCUUGCAUACCUGUCUAUGAUCAGCAGAAUACUGAUGCAACAAUCAAGAAUAACAUCCAUAUUUGUAUUGCAUUUACCAACUUCUAAAUUCUCUAAAAUCUGGGAAUAAAGAAACAAAGUCAAUGUCAUAUUCAAGGCCAUUUGUUCUAUAUUCUAGUCAUUCACAACACAAGUAAGAUGACCUGUUUCUUCAUUGUUAUUUCUGUGUUGGAAGACAUUUUUCAAGAACUGAAGCAUUUCUGUAAACAUCCCAUUUGGGAUACUGUUAAGAAAAGCCUAGUUGGAGUAAGGGCAAAAUUUCUCUUUGCUAAUCCACACUUUUGAAGCUUUGUUUUGCCAUAUGUAUUAAAACAUCAGCUUUUGCAAAUCUACUCCAAAGAAUGGAAGUUCAAAAUGAACUAGUUCCUGCCUAGUCCCAAUGAAAUAUUCCACACUAUUGCAAGAAAGAGAGAGUCACUCUUAGAAUUACUUAAAAACUCUUUUAGGCUUAGGAGUUCUUGUUCGAAAGAAUGUGGGUGGGCAAUUCUUGCUUCGAAGACCAUGAAGACGUCUAUUGAAGAAUGAGAUAUGCACUCGUUCCCUUCUUCAUAUCCAAGCCAAGAUCAACUAGUUCUUCUUGAAUCUGAAUGAUAAACUGAAGUAGCAAGUUUGAGAACUUCAGUAUCAGCAAUUCAACAUCAUGUCCUGUGGCUAUGUAGAUAAAUCUUUGUCAUGAGAAAUAGAGACAAUAAGAAGCACUCAACUAUUUAGUUCUCAGUUUGUGGGCAAUAUGUCAGACAGGAACUAGUUAUAAUGUUACUUCUGGAACUAGAAAAUCUCACAUAAUUAGUAUUCCUUUGGUCCAAUCUAGAAAGAUUUUUUCUUUAAUCUUUGUAGCUUUGUAAAUAUCUAGCAUAUUCUUAAACUAUCAAUGCAGCUGCAUGAUGAAUUUCAACUCUAUGUGGAAUGAUAUAGACUCCAACCAAGCCAUGCUUGGAGUGAAUAGACGAUGUUUACUUAUACUGAGCCAUGGACUCCUAGCUUAAUAGAUGUGAUGAAAGCAAAUUUUUUAAAAAAGUAAUACUAAAAAGUGAACAUUCACAAACAGUAGGAAAAGCCACUAUCCCUAGCCCUAAUUUUUUCAAUUGUGAGCAUCAGUUGAAACAGAAAUACAUAUUAGCAAUCAACAAUCAUAUUUGUAGAUAACAAAGUGUUGAUAGGUCAUCAGCAAGUGUGAAUUCAAAUGGGAAAGUGAGUGGGGAGAUAUAUGGGCCAAAAAUAUAAUGGCUGGUAAAAGCACAAAAAAAUUUUUUUUAAAGGUGGGCUAUGCUCACUUCAAAAGAAAGCCAAACAUACUUUUGAUGUUUUGUGAUGUGUUAGGUUCUUGCAACUGAAGAAACUGAAGAACGUUUUCUAGCAACUGAGCCAAUUCCGAAUAUGAUUCUGAGAUAUGUCAGAACGUGUCUUUAUUUCUUGACUUAUUUAUAACAUAGGUCUUUUCUGCCUACUGUAUUUCAUUUGUAUUAACCUGGAUUGUCUGCUAUUUUUAUGGAGAAUAUUUUUAUUUCUCUUCCACCUUGUGUUCAUCUGAAACUCAACAGGGAAUUACAAUUUUUCUAUUCACUGCUGAAAUGUCAUAUAUAUUCAUGCUCACUUCAUAAUGUCAGGAAAUGACUGGUGUCUUAAUUUAGAAAAAUAAUUAGAAGCAUAAUAAUGUGAAAAGUAUAUAAUUUAAAGGAAAAAGAGACUAUGUGGGAGUUAAAGUUGACAGAAACAGUUUGUCAAGCCUUUCAAUUCUCUUACCAUCUACUUCUUUGAGGGAAACCAAGGAUGACAUCUCAUAAUAGAACUCAGUGGCCAGUAGACUCCUCAGAAGCUUCUAAAAAUAUCUGAUUUAAAAAAAAUUGAGGACUAAUUAUUAGAUUUAAUUAUUACCUUGCACCUAUUUAUGUUGAUAGUAAGAAAAAAAAAGUAAAAUACAAAAAUAAAUACUGCCAAAAAGAAAUUUGUUGGCCAUUAUCUUCUUCUGAGGUGUUGUUUUUUAUUUCUACUUAGCAUAAUAUACCUUUAUUUAUUACUUAAUAAAAAUUGCUAAAUGACAUGUCAGAUUUGCCUGAAACAAUAUAACCACAUAUGAUAAUGAGAUAUAAACUCCCAAAGAGAAGAGUAUCUUUUAGCACCAAAUUGAAGCUUCCAGAAUAGGUUACAAAAUUUCAACCUAGCCUCACCUCUAUUAAUACCUCACCUCUAUUAAAACCUCACCUCUAUGUGCCCAACCUUCCAUGGAAACAAAUAUAUUUACUAAAAUAUAGCUGAUCAGAAGAAAGUUAUCCACCAGUCAUAAAAUAAUCAUGAUCUAUUUGGGCUAAUGGUUCAGUCCGGUAUAACCUUACUUUGGAGGAGGAAUUUGGGUUUGCCUAAAGAACCCAUAUGUAGAAAGGCAGAGAGAGGACAAUGUGAAGAGAAUGAGGUGGAAAUGCCAGGAAGGCUAAGAUUCAUGGAAAUCUUCUGCUGAGCCACAGAGAAAAAGGAGCAGAACUUGAAAACAGAGCUUCCAAACUUGCAGCUGGUUAAACAUUAUCUCAAAUUCCCAAAGUUCAAUCCUGUCUUGCCUUUCUUUUGUGCAUGUCGAAUGAUAAGCAACAAAAUGAAAAAAAAUAAGAAUUGUGUGGCUGAAGACAAAAGUUUUUUUUCACUUCUAUUACAACAAGGGAGCAAAUGGAAUUCGUGCAGUGAGCAGAAAGUUACUGGAACCCUGAGCUAUGUGAAGUGUGACCACAGCAGCCACUAAAGAAGUAUUUAGAAGAGUGUUUGUAAAAUUUCCUGAGAAAUGUGAUGUGAAAGAAUUGAACUGUUGAAAAAGUCCUGUACAGAAAAGCUCUGGGGUAUGUCAUGGAGCCACUGUUCUGAUCUGUGAAUUUCAUGAAUUGUUAAUACUCUGUAUUGUCAGAGAAAAAACAUAACACAAAAAAUCCACAAUACCAAUCAAUGCCAAAAUAAGAAAGAGUGUUACCAAGUCACUUUAAUGCUUAUUUAUGUUGGCUACUGAUAAAUAUAGAAUGAAAAUAUCACAUGAAGAUAACUGGUGUCCUGUAUGUGCUUUUCUUGCUACAGCCCCUUGCCCCAUUUGGCUCCAAUAAAGGAAAUAUGUUGGUAUUUCUCAUUUCCAAUAGUUCCAAGAACAAUUUAUCACAAAUAGUUUGUUGGAUUACUGGAAACAUACUGACUCCAUAAUCAUAAGUUCAAAGCCUUUAUUGUCAUUGUACAUCAUGUAUACAACGAAACUGAUUUAGCCUUUACUGGUGCAGUCCAUACAAGAAUACAAGACAACAUGAAUAAUAUAAAGAAUAAUUCUUAUGCAAGUAGUUAGCGGAAAAAACUAGUCAUGCGUUUCCUUCAGGGUGGAAGAUGUAAAGGACCCAGCCCUUACUUUUUGUGGAUAAUCCAUCAGGAAUUCUUUGAUCCAGUCACAAGUGAGGGGAGGGAAAUUCAAGUCAGUCAGCUUUUCAAUGAGAAUGCCUGGUAAGAUGAUAUUAAAGGCCGAGCUAUAGUCUAUAAAAAGCAUUCUGACAUAAUUCCCAGAUUUCUCAAGGUGUCUCAGUGCAAUAUGUAGAGCAGUGGUGAUGGCUUCCCCUGUCGACCUGUUGCUUCUAUAAGCAAACUAGAAAUUUGAUGGAAGAUGGGGCAAAAUUUCAAUCAAUACCAGUUUGCUUAUAGAAGCAACAGGUUGACACGGAACGCCAUCACCACUACUCUACAUAUUGCACUGAGCCACCUUGAGAAAUCUGGAAAUUGUCAGAAUGCUUUUUAUAGACUAUAGCUCAGCCUUUAAUACCAUCUUACCAUAAUUACCAUAAUUACCAAGACUUUUUACCAUAAUUUUAAUCAUAAUUUAUACUUUUAUUGCAUAUAUAUAGACAUACACCCAGGUAUAAAUAUAGAAAGAUAUAUCUAUAAUUUCUUACUUUGUAAAUAAAAGGUAAAUUCAAAACCCAAACCAACCUUUUUCUUUUAAGUUUCCUGCUUCUUGCUGUGCUAUUUUAAAAAUCUAAUCAUCUCAGGAUUUCAUCCUAGCCCGUAAAUAUCUAUUGGAAAUUGAAAGUAAAACACUUCUACUUUUAGCGAUUGGAAAAUGAUGAAACUAAGUAACAUCAUUUGCACAGGAAAAAGUAGGUAGCCUGAGGAAAAUAAAAAUUAAUAAUAUUAAGAAGAAGAACUGUGACAGAAGAAGAUAGUAUCAAUGGUAUUAGCACCAUGGGUGCAAUCCCAAAACAUCUGAAUCACCACUUGAACAUCAUUGGCAUUGAAAAAUCAUCACCAGUCAUUUGUAAAAGGCACAUUACUUGGAAUAGCUACACCAAAGUACAAUAUUUAUUAUUUAUUAGUAUUAUUUAGUGGUGUUAGAAACAGGACUCUAGGCAGAUAGCAAUAUAAAUAAUGAUUACAAACAUGGAAACAAAUAAAAACCAUAGCAAGUGGGGGGAAAGUAUAAAGUCACAACUGAACAUUGAACAUAAUGAAGAAAUGGACCAGGUUAAAGCACAGAACCAAGUGAAGCAGAAAAACACAUUCUGGCAAUGAGGAGGGAUUAAUAGGGAUUCUGUCCUUCAGAAACAGUUGCCAAAACGUUCUGAUGAUAGGACAACUUCUGAACAUUCUAAUCAUAGGCAAUGUAAAUAAGCUCUCAAUUUCUUCUGAGGUAAUGUUUACGCCAUUGUUGACCUUCCCCAAAAUGAUGACCUUCCCCAAAUUUAGCUGACUAAAUGAUGACUUCAUUAAAGUUUGAUGAGUCAUACAUUCCAAAACUUGGCAUGUAGGCUGUCAUGUUUAGAAAAACAUCUUCCAUUCUCAUAAUGCAGCAUCAAUGAUUCAUCUUGGGGUAUUAGCACAGAGCAUAAUACACAAAUGGUGAACAUAAUGAAAAAAUGAACCCGGUUCACAGAAUCCCUUAUUUUUGACAGCUAGAAAGAAAUCUGGGAGGAAUCAGAUGGAAGGCAGCCUCUUCUGUGCAGUGAAACCUGAAUCUGUUGAAUUUAGAACUAGAACUCAUUAAUAUUAUUAGCCCAGUAACUCAGGGGUAUAUAAAUUUCUAAUAGGCAGAUACUUCUUUGUUACAAGAGUGGAUAUUCUCUUCACAACGUUAUCCAUUUCAAAAUGAUGUUUCCUUACGUCAUUUGCAAUCCCCGCCCUUUUCACCAAAUAACUUCUGCUAUAUUUUCCCACGUCUGAGAAUUCUUGCUGUUAAGUGGCUGAUUUACAUCAAAAAUGUGUUUUUGUGUGCGCUUGAUAGAAAAAUUGUUGAGAUUGGAAUUUGCAAAAAAAAAAGAAUAGAAAAGGAAAUACUGUUUCCAUUUAUAUAUUUGUGUCAAACUAUGUUUUUCUGGGUGUGGGUGUGCGCGCGCACGCACACACGAACAUGUAGAUGUGCUCACUGAGGUGCUCACUAUAUAUUCACACAGAUACGUAUAUAUAUAUACACAAAUAUAUGAGACAGUGUAUUUUGCAAAUGCAACUAAUUGUGGUUUAUUAAUUAAGUUGAGGUUAAACAAACUGUAGGUUGAUGUGUAGGCCACACAGCAUGUGUGUAUGUCAAAAGUCAUACUUUUAUGAAGUAGACUUGUAGUUGCUUUAUCUUUUAAUUUGGAAACAGAUUCUGUACAAGCAAAUGAUUGGGGGUUAGAGAGGAUUCAGCCUACUUAGCCCAUGAAUUUUCUGCUCUGAACAAGAAACAAUAGAUUCUUUAUAGUUUUUUUUCCUCCAUUCGGUUUACAAAAGCAUCUUUUAGAUUGUAUCUCUAGUUUAUUUUUUCAGAGCUAUGCCGAUUUGAAAAAAAAAAUGCAGGUUGAAGAUAGGCUCCUUUGAAUACAGGUAGCAUAGAAGGUAGAAAUUUGUUACUAACAUUUGCUAGAGAAUAUUAGCAUUUACUUCUAAAAUGUUUGCCUUUACUUUCCUCCCUCAUACACUAUAAUCCUGUCUCCCUAACGAUGGCCAUGCUAAAAGACUUGUAAGGGAAAAUACCAAUGAAAUAAAAAUAAGUUUCCAAUGUUGUAAGAAAAUUUUUUUUAAAACCACCUGAUCUAUCUGAAGAAAGAAUGUACACAAAUAUCAAAAAAUAAAUUCCAUAUUGCAACAUG
Molecule: messenger RNA, 7966 nt
Organism: Pantherophis guttatus
Lineage: Eukaryota; Metazoa; Chordata; Lepidosauria; Squamata; Colubridae
Product: galactosylgalactosylxylosylprotein 3-beta-glucuronosyltransferase 1-like
Biological process (GO): carbohydrate metabolic process; chondroitin sulfate proteoglycan biosynthetic process
Cellular component (GO): Golgi membrane
Molecular function (GO): galactosylgalactosylxylosylprotein 3-beta-glucuronosyltransferase activity
Source: RefSeq, a predicted model, not a curated record